Bipolaris sorokiniana ND90Pr is the source of this 554-nucleotide messenger RNA. RefSeq lists its product as uncharacterized. Bases 82 to 381 code for a protein of 99 amino acids. The record is from RefSeq and is a predicted model, not a curated record. Lineage: Eukaryota; Fungi; Ascomycota; Dothideomycetes; Pleosporales; Pleosporaceae. The transcript has a single exon.
UUCCCUAUCGACAUUGUGAUUACCACACCUGUCCAUGUACAUAUACUCACCUACUACUAUUCACCUACAUACACACAUGCCAUGUCCAGGAUACAUUCCCUACCUACUGUGACUCAUCCCAUUCCUAUCCCUAUCCCUAUCCCUAUCCCUAUCCCUAUCCCAUCCCAUCCCUCAUCAACCGCCGUCACGAGACCUGCCAGCGAAACCUAUCCUGAAACAUCCAACCCUCUUUUUUUUUCUCGCCACGACACCCCGACUGACCGCUGUCCAUCGCGCCUGCCACGCCGCCGCCUGCUGGACCCUUUUUUUUCCGCCUGUCGAAUAGUACAACGCCUCCAACAAAUGUCCAUUCUCACUUACACGCAACAUACUUUGCCCUAGCCCGUGCUCGCCCCUCUUUGGCUUGCUUGUCUGUAUCCACCAUGCUCACUGACGUCGCCAUCCAAGUAACUAUCUAGGUAUGUACGUACGUACGUACGUAUGUAUUGUAAUGUAUCUACCACAGUAAGCAACCAUCUACAAACAUCCACCUGGUGCCUGCCAUAUUUGUCCCC